Molecule: messenger RNA, 1324 nt
Organism: Leptopilina boulardi
Lineage: Eukaryota; Metazoa; Arthropoda; Insecta; Hymenoptera; Figitidae
Product: bromodomain-containing protein DDB_G0280777-like
Exons: 4
Coding region: 113-1216 (367 amino acids)
Source: RefSeq, a predicted model, not a curated record
AUAUCGUUGUUUUUGGGUGGUUUUGGCUAUUUUAGACAGUUUGUCGUCAAUCUACAAGUGAAAAGGAGUAGUUCUCCAGUUUUAUAGUGAAAAAAAGCAAGUCGAAACCCGCAUGCCUAGGAGAAGUGCAGGAAGAAGCCCUGCUGUGAAAAAGGGAAAAAACACACCCAAGAAAUCAAAAAAAGAAGAGAAAAUGGACCAAGGUUCGCAACAGGGGCAACUGGUGCAACAGGGAAUCUCACAACAGGAUCAACAGUUGCAAGGAUCCCAACCGCAACAAAUUCAACAAGGGCAACUUGCUCUGCAUCAACCGCAGGUGUAUCAGGGGCCUCCACAACAACAACUGCAAUUACAGCAGGGGCUUCCAAUUCAGCAACAACAACUGCAGCAGGUGGUUCCAAUUCAGCAACAGCAACUGCAGCAGGUGGUUCAAAUGCAACCACAGCAGGUGUUUCAAGGACCCCCGCAAAUGCAGGUUCAAGAGCAAGGAUUCCAACAACAGCUGCAACAAAAACCCCUACAGCAGCAACAACAAUUGCAGCAAGGACUUCCGGAACUUCCAAUGCAGCAGUCUCAGCUGCAUCAGGAAUCUGCACAACAGCAGUUCCAGCUACAACAGGGUCUUCAACAACAGCUACAACAAGGGAUUCCACUUCAGCAAUCGCAAAUAUAUAUACAGGGACCCCCACAACAACAACUGCAGCUAGUCCAGGGACAACUGUAUCGGAGACCUCCAGCAGAGCAAAUCCAGGUGAACCAGGGACUUCCUUCACAGCAAUUUCAACCUUAUCCAAGACCUCUGCAACAACUGAAAACGCUCCAGGGACCUGAACAACAGUAUCUGUAUUCAGCUGCAGUUCAACAACAGCAAGGACUUGGAGGAAAACAGCGAGAAUUUCAACAACAAUCGCUACAACUGGAAAAAGAGGAUCAACAGACUGGAGAUUUGUUGCAUGUGCAGCAAUUGGAAGAAGCUCGUUGCAAUAAAUCCGACACAACGCAAAAGCGCUACUUUCAAAGCGUGCAAUACCAAACUCGUAGCAACACAAUGCACAACCAAAUCAAGAAAUUCGAGGAUCGAUUGACAGAGGUCGAAAAACAAUUAAAAUUUUUGAAAUUUACCGUCACUGAUUUGGAGAGAGAUAGAGAGAGGGAGAAGGAAAAAGCUCGAGAGAGAGAAAGACAAUUCGAAAAGGAAAGAAGAAAUCGAUAUUAACGUGCUCAAAUUUCAUUUUUAUUUUUAUUUAAUUUUUUUUAUUAGUAACGCUGAUUUUCUUCGAUGUUGAAAAAGGUUCAACUCCCUGAUGACUUUUAACUAAAAAUG